Eimeria acervulina is the source of this 2727-nucleotide messenger RNA. RefSeq lists its product as hypothetical. NCBI's taxonomy places the organism in Eukaryota, Apicomplexa, Conoidasida, Eucoccidiorida, Eimeriidae. Bases 1 to 2727 code for a protein of 908 amino acids. The record is from RefSeq and is a predicted model, not a curated record. Gene Ontology annotation, biological process: tRNA methylation. The transcript is spliced from 9 exons.
AUGCUCCUGCCUGCAGAGGAAGGGGGCAACCCCAAGAGCUCAGGGAUCCCUGUGCCAGUGCCGGAUAUUGAUGGCUUUGGGGGCCUUUCUACUGAUACUCAAGUACUUUUAGGGGCCCGAGGCGAGUGUCUGGGGGGCCCCAUGAAGAGACCAAAGUCUGGAGUGGAGGGUUCCCCCCACAGCAGCAACUCCCUUGCUACUGAAGCACGUGCCAGCCCUUCAUCAUCAACUACAGCAUCAGAAGUAACGUAUGGAACUGCAAUGGAUGAGAGAACAGCCGAAGCAGCAGCAUCUGGAGCAGCAGCAAGGGCAGCCUCUGAAGCAACAGCAGAAGCAAAAGGAGCGGCAGCAUCAGGUCCAGCAGCAGCAGCGCCAGAGGGCGAGGUCUUGAGCCGCAACCGUAUCAACAGCGGCAGGCAUGGGAAACGGAUUGCGUGUCCUAUGGACAGCAGUCACUCCAUCUACGCCCAGCGGCUCCAGGCCCACCUGAAGAAGUGCACGAAGGCAAGAGACAUCGCCUUCUCGCACUGUCUGCCCUUCAUGCAACCCGGAGCUAACUUACCACAGCGGCAGAAGCCUGACAAUCCGGAAGAACAACAGCAGCAGCAGCAGGAACAUUCGCAGCAGCAGCACCAGCAGCAGCAUGAGAACUACGUGGACAGCCCGGAGAUAGCAGCUGCCCUCACUUCGGAAUUCGAGGCCAAGAUAACCGACGCUUACAGAUAUGCCCUGUCGUAUUUAAAGAAUAACCCCCCAAUAGAGGCAGUAGCAGCAGCAACGACAGCAGCAAGGGCCCCAGCAACAACGAAAGCAGUGGCAGCUGGGUUGGCUCCGUGGGAGCCUCUGGGAAAACUACCUGCCUCACUAUUCAUAUCCAACUGCUGCAGCAGAGGGAUUGAAGGGGGCGAUAGCAAAAGCGAAGAAGAACCGUUGCUGCUGCUGCGAGCAGCAGCAGAUGCAUGCAAAGUGCCGCUGGACACGGGUACUGCAGCAACGAAGGGGCCUCCCUUAGCAUCGGUGGAAGCCGACUUGAAGAAUGCUUUGCUGGUGCCUCAACAAGAUCGAUCAGCCGCACUGUUGCAGGUGCUGCAACACCUGCAGAAGCGAUUUAAUAAACAUCAGAAGCAGCUGCUACAGCUCUUGGCUCUGUGUCUUCUGCACAACCACCUGCACUAUUCAAGCAUUGACGAAACACUUAUCGUAGAACUGGGGGCUGGCAAAGGCGACCUGACGCGGUGGCUCUGCUGCUGGUCAGCAGCUGCUGCUGCGGUGACUGCACCGCGCGAGCCAGCAGCAGCACCAAUUUUAGCAGCAGCGGCAGCAUCUGCAUCGGGAGCAGCAGGUUGCCCGCAUGUACCAAAGGAAUCGGAAAGGGCGUCUCUGGGGGCUCCAAAACGGCACAGAGGCGUUCGCUGCAUUGUCGUCGACCGUGAGGCGCGGCGUUAUUGCAAGGAGGCCAAGGACAAGACGUUUCGCAAUCCCAAUGCCCCCCGACCGCUGCAUCCUGCUGCUGUUGCUGCUGCUGAGCGACGCAAGGCUGCUGCUGCCACAGCCGCGGAAACAGCGAUGGAGAACAGUAGCAUGUUAAAUCCACUGGCUGGAGAGCUGGAAACCACAUGGCCAGCUACGCGUACGCUGGCCUGCACAGCAUGCGCGCGCACAGCUGGCGCAGCUGCUGCUGGAAGCGCUCCAGAGGCCACUGCUAGCCAGACCCCUGCGACCUGUGGCGUCGCUGCGAGCUGCGCCAAACCCGGAGACAGCAGUGGCUGCGAGGCGGUUCUCCCAGUGCCUCCAGUUCGCCUGCGAAUGGACAUUGCGGAUUUCUCUCUAGUGGCGCUGGUCAAGUAUAUCAGGCCGCAUAUUCCGGGUUUUUUCAAGAAGCUCUUUGAAUACGGCUGCCGAUUCGCAGCACCAGGGGCUGGAGAGGAGCAAGAGGGGGCAGAGGAAAGACGUGGUGGCACACGCAAGGCGAUUAAGGCGGGAGGGCCUUCAUUAGCACAGGCGGCAGCGACUACUAAGGUUACACAGAAGGAGGCAACCCGCGCUGCCACGCGAGGAGUGAGGCCAAGGAUCCUGCGCUGCAUUGAGGAUGGCAGUGCCGAGGACUUCUUCGCUGUUGCCCAGUCUUUGGGGGAAGGCGGGGGGCCGAACAUGAAGAAGAUCGACGACAUCCUGAGGGAGCAUUUCAGGGGCAGAUGCAUCUCGAAUGUACUCGGCGUUGCUAAGCACUUGUGCGGCGAAGGUUCUGACGUUGCCCUGCGCCUGUUUUUGGAUUUUGGAAUUAUGGGGACGAUCGCAGAUGCUUUGCGUCGGCGCGAGACACUGCGGACUCAAGAUUCAAGUUUUGCAUUUGCAUUGCCACGUGUUGCCACCAUCGGGUAUGUAACAGUGCGCCCCGAAGGCGCUGAGAUUCUUCAUAGUGUGUAUGGCUGCCCGGUUGGAUGCACGACGGAGUCGUUUGUUGGGACGCAGUUUCUUCUCAGCCGAGGCUUCACGCUGACGGAAAUAGCUUUCCUCUUUUCACUCUCCGGGUGGGCUACUGGGACAGCCGACAGAAGGCGCGAAAUCGGGAAUAUGGUGAAGAGGAUCUUAGAUAUUUCCAGAGUCUGGUGGCUGCGACAGAAAGGCUUCACGGCAGCUACCCUCCAACAGUUCGUCGAAUCGGAAGAAACUCCAGAGUGCUUUGCCAUAGUUGCCCAUUCCCACUCAGGAUCUCUGCGCGAGUGA